GAAUAAGUCGGCCAUGAUGGAAUUGAUAUUAUUUUCAACAUGGCGCCUAGCCUAGUUAAGAAUGUGUGUGUGUGAAAGUGCAGUGAAAUUAUGUUAAUAUCGAUGGUUUUUAGUGAUAAAUUUAGUGCAUAAGUGAAAAAAGUGUGCUUUAAUGCAGCGGUUAUCUUAUAAUGGCUUUGGAUUUACGCUUGCAUUCUCCAGCAGGCGCGGAACCCGUUGUUUAUACAUGGCCCCUCACAUCAGGUCAUGGCUCGGACAAGCACGAUGGGGCCCUGGAGAUAGUAGAAACGAUAAGGUGGGUAUGCGACGACCUGCCGGAGAUGAAGGGUGCCUUGGAGAAGAACAUCCUAAGCGACUACGACACCCACUCAUACGAGAGUAUGCGGGCACUAUGCGACCGCUUCAACCGCGCUAUCGACUCCGUCGUCGCCUUGGAGAAAGGUACUUCACUGCCUGCUCAGCGCCUAAACAAGUACCCGUCCAGAGCAUUGUUGAAACAUAUUCUGCAACAAACUUAUAACCAAGCCGUUGCUGACCCAGAAAAGUUAAACCAAUAUGAGCCAUUUUCGCCUGAGGUGUAUGGCGAGACCUCUUUUGAGCUAGUAUGUCAAAUGAUAGAUCAAAUAGAUAUCACUGCAGAAGAUGUGUUCGUGGACUUGGGCUCGGGCGUCGGGCAAGUUGUAUUGCAGAUGGCGGCUGCGACACCUUGUCGCAUCUGUUUUGGUGUCGAGAAAGCGGAAGUGCCUAGUAAAUAUGCAGAGAAUAUGGAUGCGAAUUUUAGAAUGUGGAUGAAAUGGUACGGAAAAAAGUAUGGGGAAUAUAAGUUAAUAAAAGGAGAUUUUUUAAUGGACGAACAUAGAGAAAAAAUAAAUUCGGCGACCAUUGUUUUUGUUAAUAACUUUGCGUUUGGACCUCACGUGGACCACCAGUUGAAGGAGAGAUUCGCGGACUUAAAAGACGGCGCCAAAAUCGUGUCUUCGAAGAGCUUUUGUCCACUUAACUUUAGAAUAACAGACAGAAACCUCAGCGAUAUCGGGACCAUCAUGCAUGUUAGUGAAAUGUCGCCGCUGAAAGGAUCAGUAUCGUGGACGGGGAAGCCAGUAUCAUACUAUUUACAUAUAAUAGAUAGGACCAAAUUAGAGAGAUAUUUUCAAAGACUGAAAAAUCCGAAACUCAAGGUCAGCAAAAGGGGUAUACAAAAUGGGUGUGAAGAGGGAGAAAGCAGUAAGAGGAAUCUAAGUGCGCCUCCCACCAGACAAUCGACGCCGGACUUGCUUAAUGGAAAUAGCAAUCACAGUACGGGGUCCUUGCCUGAGAGGAGAAGGAAAGUUGCGCGGCCUAGACCAAUUAGAGGUGAAAACGGACGGACGCGUGCACGUGCUGCAGUGGCAAAGCGUCGCCCGGCGAGACGCUCCAGUGAUGAGAGUGAUGAAGAGUCAAGCGGUACUGAUGAUGCUCCACCAGGGCCUGAACCCGCGCCCAGGGAAUGGGGCGCUCCCUGGGCCUCCUCAUCUGAUUCUAAUCGUCGCGGGCGCAGCACAAAGCGGAGUGCCAGUGCCGGCGGCGCUAGGAGACGCGCGGCCAGAGCCAAGCGACGCAGGGGUGCGAGGCCUAAUAUAGCAGGACUGGAUUUGUUGCAUUCCACCACGCUUGCUUCCACCAUACAUAAUGGCGCGGUGACGACAGCGCCACCUGGCUGCGUAGAGCAACGUUUAUCAGCAUUGGGAGUAUCCUUACAAUCGCCUGAACGAUUACAUUCAGAACUAGAGAUACCACGUUCACCGCACACACCAUACAGUUUACAACUGUUGCUGGAUAUGUUCAGAGACCAGUAUUUGGGCUUUAUCGCGCAAAUGAACACACCGCAAUACGCCCACGAUAUCAGACAGCAGAUUGAUAAGGAGAAGGAAAGAAACCAAAAAUUAAAAUCAAGAGCCUCUCAGUUAGAUAAACAAAUAAGUGUGCUAAUAAGUGAUAGUGUGGCGCUACUAAAGGCUAGGAUGAGUGAGCUUGGUAUUCAUGCUAAUAACACAGUGGACUUGUUGGCGAAGGCAAAGGAAAUCGUCGGGAGACAUAAGGAGCUUCAGAGUAAAGCAAGUAAAUUACAAGCACAGGUAUCAAAUAUAGAAGUGGAACAGGCAAUGCUCGUGAAACAAAGGACGUUUGAAAUAACGGAAAAAUAUCGGCAGCUGGGUCACAUCCCGCCUGAUGUAGAAAUAACUCAAAGCAUAGCACACGACUGCAUAUUAAAGGAGAUAUCGGCGACUCUAGCCCAUAGGAAGAGACUUCACGCACAAGUCGGACAUCUUCAGAACGAAAUAAUUCAGAUGGAGAAAGCAAGUGAGCAACAGAAAGCAACACCCACCGUUCCUGUUGCUACCGUCAAGCCUCAUACCGUCAAUUCUAAACCUAGGAAGUCUAGGGACCACAGAUCGAGGUCACAAGACUGGCCCGAUGUGCCCGAUGUAGGCAAGAUUGAGGAACAAAAUCCAGAAAUUCUAGCUCAGAAAAUACUAGAGACAGGUCGACAGAUUGAAGCCGGCAAGAUCACAAAACCUAACGUUAUAGUUAAUGGGUACAUGAAGGAUCCAGAUAGGCAUGCAGAUCAUAGACAAAAGUCGGCAGUCCAAAUCCAUCGCGCGCACGUCCCGGCACGUCCGGGCGUGCCAUUAGCACGUUCGCCUGUCAAGUCUCAAAAGCCGUUGAACGUGGUCGGAAAAGUUCAAGAAUCGCCGAAGGUCAUCAACUUCGAAGACCGUCUGAAGAGCAUCAUCACCUCUGUGCUUAAUGAAGACCAGGAACAGCGGAAAGCUUCAAGGCUAGAGCCAAGGCAACCCACCCCAAAUCACACGUUCAACAAUGGCUACGUGAGACCAAACGCACCUCAUCAGGGCUAUGUACGGCCGCAAACUGGAAACGCCGUCCAAGCUUACGCCCGCCCCAUUCGGGAUUUACGUGAUCCUCGGGACUUACGUGACCCACGGGAAAUACGUGACCCAAGAGACAUGCGUGACCCUAGGGAAUUGCGUGACCCACGGGAUCUACGUGACCCAAGAGACUUGCGUGACCCACGUGAUAUGAGGGAUGUAAGGAGAGAGCGAUACGGGUAUGAACGCCGUGAACCGAGGCCGUCGCAUGCGCAUCACGAGCCCAGACCGCCUGAUAUUAGGAAUCAUCACCCUGGACAGCCAGAUUAUACACAGGUGUCCCCAGCAAAACUAGCCCUCCGUCGUCACUUAUCACAAGAGCGCGUGUCAGGUGGUGCUCGUACUAUCGGGGACCUGGUGAAUGGAGAGAUUGAGCGAACGCUGGAAAUAUCCAACCAGAGCAUCAUCAACGCUGCUGUGCAUAUGAGUGCCCGGUAUCAUGAGCCACCUCAAACGCAGACGCAUCAGCCGUUAGAAGGACUCGCAGCAUGUUUACAAGCGCGUGUCCUAGCGUCCGAGUACUGGCGGGGACGCCAAGGCCCAAACCCCGCGGCUCCAGGCGAGGCUGAAGACGCAUCUCGGCGAAGGACUCCUACGCUUGACCCCCACUCAAAUACAUCCACGCCGUUGGUGGAUGAGAUGCCCGAUCGGCCUCCAGAAGGCGAGGGCGGUGAGGAAGUCGAGGAGAGCAAAUGGCAGGAUCGUAUCGCGUUCAGGUUUGACCAGAUCAUAUCGUUCGCGUCCACCGCCAUGGAGGACAAACACCGGAGGUCGGACGAGGCGUGUAACACGUCGCCGGACUCGGGGAUUGGCCACGGCGAGGCCGCGAGGCCCACGGCGAACGAGUUGCCCGCGCAAGCCGUCCAGCCGACGGCCCCCGCCCCCACGCCGAGCACCGAUCCGGUGAUCACUGAGGUAAACGCCGAGAGCGCUCCCGGAGAAAGCAACGCAGCGAACGACGCGCGUUCCCCUUCGCCGCCCACGCACCACUUCAAGAAACGGUUCUUCCGUCGGUCGCGGUGGGGCGCUUGGGGGGCGGCGGAGGGGGCUCCGGCCACGCCCCCUCCGGCGCUCGACUGGGAGAGGCCGCCCAUGUGACGCUCGAGCAUCUAGCGCCCGAGACUUCGACCGCGCAUCGCCUCAUAGCCCCCUCUAAGGUGACGGAGUAGCCCCGUAACCCCUUAGAGCUCGGGCGAUCCGGAUCAGAUCGGAUUACCCCUUGGACAAUCAGCGCCAACGUUCAAUUAGGUUUUCUUGGAUAUGCCUGAGAACGCCGCUUGUACCGCGUCGUUUCUAACACAUUGAUUUACCAAAAAUAAUAUUUUUUCAUAUUGCGUUGACGCAAAUUGAAUUGCGGUAUAUGCUAUACGCAAUAGUGUGAACUCGCGUCAAACAGAUCGAUAUUAGAACACUGCCGCUCGGAAAGUCGCGUUUGCGAUAUGUUGACUAACGAUUUUAUUUGUUAUUAUUUUCGAAUAUAUAUUGUAAUUAUGUAUAUUAUUGAGUUUAUUUUACGUUUAAGAAAUGUAAUUAUUUAGUGUUAGUUUGUAUCGUCGUAUUCCGGAACGUAGCGAACGAUCGCGCGGCGAAAUGUAUUUCAUGUGUUCAUUUAGCUCUUAGAAUUCGAAAUACACAAUUCGGUGACUGUCGGUUGGUUUUUACUCCGGUUUUGAUGGAUGUUUGUUGUUUUUCUUUUCGUUUUUGAUGUUACGCUGAGUUCUGAAUAAUGUGAAUCAUUUCUUUGAGGGUGUCUUAAAUUAGAUAAUUGUAUCGUUAACGUUGUAAAUACUAUUGGUAGUAUACUAUAGGACGAAUAAGCGGUUAGAUUAAUUCGGUUAAAUAUAUUGUUCGCUUAAAUCAAGCUCCAUACUGCCGUUUACAGCCGCUGCCUUAUGGUACAUAAAAUCGUGAUAUUUUUAAAUAACAGGAACAAAGUCUAAUUAGACACGAAGCGAAAAUGAAUGUUUAAUCUUUGGUUGGGAUUUUUUUAUAAUUAAACGUAUCCAUUUACAUAUAUUCCAUCUUGUUAAUAAUUUAUUAUUUUUUGACUAAGAACGCUUUUAAAUUUUUUAAAAGUGAUGUUUUAUAAAUAAUUGAUAAAUUACAAGAUUGAAUAGAUGUAAGGGUACUAUAUUCAUACUUUUAAUUAGUCAAAAUUGCAGGCGCAAUGUCUUAAUCGUGCCAAACUGUCUCUCGAGUGUUAUCAGGUUGGAUAAAUUCUCGUUGUGAAUGAGUUACAGGCAUGUAUGUCACUGUUAUUUAGUAUUAUAGCAGUGAUUUUCACUGUUAUUGGCACGGUAUUGCAAUAGCCUUAUUAAUAGUUCCUCCAAUCCGAAUGCUAGGGACACUGCACACGUUCAAUUGUAUAUAGAGAUGCAUUUCUUUUAUCGUGAAAUGCAUUUUAGUCAAGUAGUUGUCGCUAGGAACAGGGUCGACAUCGUUCGAAAUAACGUUUUCAACUUUUUAUAUUACAUGCAUGAUGUACCGAGUGUAAAUUGUUACUAUCGCUCAGAAAAGUAUCCGCCUUUUAGGUGUAAGGCUUACCUUUAUUAAGGUCAUGGAUUUCUUAGACAUUUUAUGUAAUAAUUCGAAAAUCAUGUAGUUAUAUUAUCUGUUACAUUUAAAGGUUUCUAUUCUUUCAAAGUGGUUCUUUAUGAGACAUGGAAAUUUGCACUGAAUGUCAUUUACGAUGGCCUUUAAACAAAAUUUAUGUAAUGUAUUAAUAAUUUUAUCUAUAAAAUUAAUACUUUUGUUGUAAAUUGUUGCAAGCUCAUUGGUUUAACGGGAUUUUUCAACAUAAUACAAGGAUCGUAUUGUGUUUUAAGGUUUCUUUUAUAUUUGUUUCUUGUAUUUAUUUUUAUGAAUUCGGAGAUAUAAAAUAUUUUAAAUACACAUUGUAAUUAUUAUCCUUUGUCCAUUGCAACAGUUAUUUUAGGAAAGAUUUAUGAAGACAAAUUCAGGCUUAUUGAAAUCAAAAUAGAUAUAGAUACUUUAUAAAAAUGAUACAAUAGAAAACUUGUAGAAGUUGAUAAUUUUUAAAGUGGACCAUUGUGUGGAAUGGGUAUACACCGUUGUCUUAUAUACAUUGAAUUUAAAUCGUCGUUCGCUAGUUUAGUAAUUGCAGUAAAAAUAGUGAUCAUUUUAGCAAGUGAUAUUUAAAUUAUAUAUUUAUCAUUCUCAUAAUGCACUUCACUAUCAUAAAGAUAAGGGUUUUCUCAUAAAUUGAUUGUGAAAGUGUAAAACGCUCUUGAAUAAAAAGGUGGAGAUUAAUGUGUAAAGAAAGAGUUAUUUAUAGUAUAAUGCUUGUUAUACACUAAUGGCAUUAUAUAAAACUAAGAUAAUGUCGUUGGUGUAUCAUAAACAUUGGAGUGCACUGGCUUGAUUGUGCCUGAAACUCAACAAUGCCGCUCCAAACCUCAAAAUUACUUAUGUAUUCGUGUUAGAUACUUGUAAUGUAAGUAAAAUCGGUUCGAACGUACCAUUAGUGUGGUAGCGUUAUAUUGGCGUUCAAUAUAGCUUGGCCCACGACUCGAAGAGUGAUUGCAUUAUUCAGUUUUGACUAACUUUUAUUUUAAUUGGGGAAAAUGAGCUAAUCAGUGUGACGUUAGUGUCUAAAAUAGUACAAAUGAGAAGACUUAUUGUCGUAAGACUCGGACUAUUCAUCAAUUGCAAAAGCUAGGUUUGAGAUGUAUCCCUGUGUACUAGUUUUAUUUUGUACUAAAAGUUAAAAUAAAUAAGUAAUUAAAA
Molecule: messenger RNA, 6674 nt
Organism: Pieris rapae (cabbage white)
Lineage: Eukaryota; Metazoa; Arthropoda; Insecta; Lepidoptera; Pieridae
Gene: gpp
Product: histone-lysine N-methyltransferase, H3 lysine-79 specific
Exons: 18
Coding region: 171-4025 (1284 amino acids)
Biological process (GO): DNA repair; regulation of transcription regulatory region DNA binding; DNA damage checkpoint signaling
Cellular component (GO): nucleus
Molecular function (GO): histone H3K79 methyltransferase activity
Source: RefSeq, a predicted model, not a curated record